GUCUGCAUCAUCCAAAACAGGAGAUAUUGUAGCCACUUGUCAAAAAAACGAUACUCGACUCAAAGUGCCAAAUGAAAAUCUCAAACCGUUAAUGUCUACAAGCAAAAACCCUAGCCGGAUCAAAUCCUCAGACUACCGUGCAUGGGAAAAGUUUAAUAUUGAAGAGGCUUUGGAGAAGGUUGAUCUCCCACAUCCAUUGCCAUCGGCACCCAAGCUUAUUCGUCCAACUGCCAAACUUACACCACCACCUAUCCAGCCAUCACAACCCACUCAGCUUUCACCGAUUCUCGCGCAGGAUGAAGAGGUAAAACAGUAUCAGGCAGUGAUGGAGAAAUACAAGGGCAACGAAUGCUUCAAGACAAAUGAUUUCUCGGAAGCCUUGAAAUUUUACAACAGAAGCCUGGAUCUUCAUCCUACUCCACAGGUGCUAACCAAUCGUGCUGCUACAUAUUUAAAGCUCUGCGAUUAUGAAUCGGCUGAAAUAGACGCGACUCAUGCUAUUGCGCUGGGUACAGGAGAGAUUAAAUCCAAGGCCUACCUUCGUCGUGGACAAGCACGAACCAAACGUGCCAACUAUGUUGCUGCUAUAGAGGAUUUCGAUGCUGGGCUAUUGCUUUGUGAAACCACUUCCUUUGUAUAUUCUCAGCUUGAUAUUGAGCGUUCUAGCUGUGUUGAAAUAUAUCGUGGCUCUUAUGGUGUUGAAGCAAGAUUGAAUGAUGAUGACAAGAUCUCUAAAUGGAAGGAAACAAAGUCUGUACGGAUGAAGAUUGAGGAAGUUGAAGAGGAUGCGCAGAUUUCCCAUACUUUCAGACCAGAUAGCGGCCAGCCUAUUAUGAAUAUUGUUGAUGUGGACGAUUCGAUUGCUGAUAAUGACUAUGAUGAUUUAGUUUUCGAGUAAUACAUUUGAUGUGAGGUUAUAGCUAACAAUGGGAAUAGAGGCGAGCGGAAAUAUAUAUUUUUGGUUAUAUCUCAACAAUCCACUUUUAAACCUGCAAGUUUUUGGUUUGUGAAAUUGCUCAAUUUAUAGCCGUAUUUACAUAAAAUGGAAUUUUUUGUAUCUUGCAGUGAUUGCCUUGGAAUAAACAAUGAUUGAAUAUUCGUUAUU
This is a messenger RNA of Batrachochytrium dendrobatidis JAM81, 1105 nucleotides long. RefSeq lists its product as uncharacterized. NCBI's taxonomy places the organism in Eukaryota, Fungi, Chytridiomycota, Chytridiomycetes, Rhizophydiales. Gene Ontology annotation, molecular function: protein binding. Gene Ontology annotation, cellular component: protein folding chaperone complex. The record is from RefSeq and is a predicted model, not a curated record. The transcript is spliced from 2 exons. Bases 92 to 898 code for a protein of 268 amino acids.